ACCUCAUGUCGUUCUUGCGUCUUGCGAUUGUCGUUUGCUUGCUCACAGCUCACAUUUCAAUAAUUUUCGCUUUCGUUAAUGCGUGACAGAACAAAGUUGAUUUUUAUGUUAAAAUAAAAAUAACUUAUAUUCGAAAUACAAGUUAUUAGUUUCGAGUUACAAUAUAGAUCAUUAACUUGUGUUGCCUGCGAAAAUAGUGCAUUUGCUGAUGUGAUAUUACUUGAAAUGUCAUCGUAUAUGGCUGGAGUUUUCGAUUUAGAUUUAGAUGUGGAUACAUCGUUGGUUGUUGAAUCAGAUGAAGACGAUAUUAUCGACGUUGAUGAGGUUGAUUAUGAUCCCGAGCUACAUGUGAACAGCAUUGUAGACACUGAGGGAUCUGAAACUAUACAGUUGUGUGAGGACACUGUGAACCCGGGGCAAUGCAAGCGUCUUGGUCCCCAAGAUUUUGAGCUGCGCAAAGUUUUGGGAAAAGGUGGAUAUGGCAAGGUUUUCCAAGUACGAAAAAUCACUGGACCAGAUUCCGGUGCUCACUUUGCUAUGAAAGUACUGAAAAAAGCUUCCAUUGUUCGUAACCAGAAAGAUACGGCACAUACUAAAGCUGAGAGGAAUAUUCUGGAAGCUGUCAAGCAUCCUUUCAUAGUGGAAUUAGUAUAUGCUUUCCAAACUGGUGGUAAACUAUACUUAAUUUUAGAAUAUUUAAGUGGAGGUGAAUUGUUUAUGCACUUGGAGCGAGAGGGGAUAUUCCUUGAGGACACAGCAUGCUUUUACUUAUCAGAAAUCAUUUUGGCUCUGGAACAUUUACACAGCUUAGGCAUAAUUUAUCGUGACCUGAAGCCAGAAAAUGUGCUUUUGGAUGCACAAGGCCAUGUCAAACUUACCGACUUUGGUUUAUGCAAGGAGCACAUUCAAGAAGGAAUUGUCACUCACACUUUCUGUGGCACCAUUGAGUACAUGGCACCAGAGAUCUUGACGAGGAGUGGCCAUGGAAAAGCUGUUGAUUGGUGGAGUCUAGGUGCCUUGAUGUAUGAUAUGCUCAUUGGACAGCCACCAUUUACAGGAGACAAUCGUACAAAGACUAUAGAGAAAAUAUUGAAGGGUAAACUUAUGCUGCCUGCCUACCUCACGCAAGACGCGCGCGACCUCAUCAGACGCCUCAUGAAGCGGUCGGAGACCCAACGCCUCGGGGCCGCUGGCGCCGCCGCGGUGCGUGGCCACGCCUUCUUCAAACAUGUGCACUGGGACGACGUAUUCGCCAGGAGACUAGAGCCUCCUAUUAAACCAAAACUGACAAGUGAGGAUGACGUGUCACAGUUCGAUACAAGGUUCACACUUCAGACACCAAUUGACUCACCUGAUGAGUCAACUCUUAGCGAAAGUGCCAACUUAAUGUUCCAGGGCUUCACGUACGUGGCACCGUCGGUGAUGGACGAGAUUCACAAGCCGCGCGUGAUCACGGCGCGCUCGCCGCGGCGCCCGCGGCCGCACCACCUCGGCGCCUUCGCCAUGCCCAGCUCCACGCAUGCGCACUCACACGGCCACGGCCACGCGCACAACCAACAAGAAGACCUCAUGGAAGUACAAGGUCUACCCAUAUAGUGAGUACCCUAACAUAGAAUAAUUACGUAGUUAAUACAAGAUGAAAAAGAUAUUAUAGGGCAACACAUGACUUGCACUACGGGGUUCUUAUACCCCAAUAAGUUCCAUACAUUUUUCUAUUUUUUGUAAUGUAUCAUGUUGUACUGCUAGAGCCGAUAAUGCUUAAAUUAUGAUCCUUAAAUACCCUAUUGUAAUUGUGAAUUAGCGUGAUAUUAACACAAAUGGCGAAUGAUAGUGUAUCGUAACCAUUUUAAACAAUUAAAACAAUAUAUUUGUCUGUAUGGAACACUUUUUCUAUUAGAUACUGAUUAGUUCUUUAUUGCAUAUUUUAUGGGCUUAUGAUUUUAUAAUGAUUAUUCAAUUAGCAAAAAUUUUUUUAGUUGUUUUUAAUUAUAUUAUGGUAAGAUGGCCGACAUGUAGUCUGCCAUUUAUCCUGUGUAAGGAAUAUGAUGAGUAUUAGAUAUAAUUAUUGUGAUUAAGUUAUUGUUCACAGGCACUGACCAUACUUGUGUAGUUGCCCUCAGGAGUGUAGAAUUGACUGAAAAUUUUUAUUUUCAGGCCUAGAAUAAUACACCUAGUUGACCAUUUUAUACCUAAGGAUGAAUUCAACAAAGAUACGCCCUUGUAACAGUCGAUAAAUAAUGGUACUGUUUUAUACUAUUAUUAUUAAUGUACAUUUUAUAUACGAGUUACCGUUUAGUCUAAACUUUUGCUAGGAAUAUCAUGUGUAAUGAAAUGUUCUAACCACGACUAUUUGACAAAAAGUAAUAAUUUACAAUAUACCUUGUUACCAUGCUUCAUGAAUUAAAAUAAAAGGUCAUUUUUUAUUUUGUAA
Messenger RNA from Pectinophora gossypiella (pink bollworm), 2431 nucleotides. It is a transcript of the gene S6k, whose product is annotated as ribosomal protein S6 kinase beta-1. NCBI's taxonomy places the organism in Eukaryota, Metazoa, Arthropoda, Insecta, Lepidoptera, Gelechiidae. The record is from RefSeq and is a predicted model, not a curated record. The transcript has 9 exons. Gene Ontology annotation, molecular function: protein serine/threonine kinase activity; ATP binding. Gene Ontology annotation, biological process: protein phosphorylation; signal transduction. Bases 226 to 1596 code for a protein of 456 amino acids.